Molecule: messenger RNA, 5727 nt
Organism: Rhineura floridana
Lineage: Eukaryota; Metazoa; Chordata; Lepidosauria; Squamata; Rhineuridae
Gene: RHOQ
Product: ras homolog family member Q
Exons: 5
Coding region: 866-1489 (207 amino acids)
Biological process (GO): cortical actin cytoskeleton organization; small GTPase-mediated signal transduction
Molecular function (GO): GTP binding; GTPase activity
Source: RefSeq, a predicted model, not a curated record
CGUUGGCUCUUUGGAGAGGAACCCUCAGCUCCCUGCUCUCCAGCAGCGCUUUGGCAUCGCUCCUCCUUUCUCUUCUCAAACCAGUCUGAGGUGGCAGCAGGGCUGACUUUAUUCUUCCCUCCCCCCGUUUUUGAGAAGUGGUGUCUGAAAUCGGGGCGGGGGGAGCUGGCAGCGUCGAGAGUGCGGGAAAGUAAAGUGGAAUCCCAGUUGUUCUCCCUUUCUGGCACGGAGACCGGGCCUUCCUCCCGCUCUGGCAAGGGAGGGAGCUUUUUACACGCGACGGCACAUGGGAAGCACUUUAGAAUCCAGAAGGCGGCGGGCGAGAAAGCGGUGCCCAUCUCGGUGCGGAUUUUGCACAGCCCCAAAGUAGUUCCUCUUUCAGCCGGACUGCUGCUGCUGCCGCCGCCGGUCUUAUGAGACACUGUGUCAUCGCGCCCACUUGGGGCCAGGAGAGCGGAGGAAAAACCCCGCGAGCCAAAUUUGGCACUGGAGUGGAGGGCGACGAUAACGAGGAAGAGGAAGGGGAGGGGGGGAAGAGAGAGAAGAAAUGCCAUUUUCAGUGAUUUGUGGAGCCCAGCGCUGCUGAAAAGCAACCAGGCAAAAUCUCUGCUGCGGCUGUUGCCAGCCUCCAGUCGCUUCCCAACAACUCACUCUUCUCGGCUGAGAUCGAUGCAUCAGGAGGAGCGGCCGCGGCGGCGCCCUUCGCUGCUCGCCGUGUGAAGAACCACCACCACCAAGACCCCGACUCUACCACCCUCCCGCCUGUCUUACACACACACACACACACACACACACCGGUUUCGGUCUCUCUCUGCUUUCCCCUCUCUCUGGUUUUUAAAAUGACGAUCGGUUUGAGAAGCUCAUCAUGGCCAAUGGGACGGGGGCGACGACGGUCAUGCUGAAAUGCGUGGUGGUCGGCGACGGGGCGGUGGGCAAAACUUGCCUGCUGAUGAGCUAUGCCAACGAUGCCUUCCCAGAGGAAUACGUGCCCACCGUCUUUGACCAUUACGCAGUCAGUGUGACAGUUGGUGGCAAACAAUAUCUCCUUGGGCUAUAUGACACUGCAGGACAGGAAGACUAUGAUCGCCUGAGACCGUUAUCGUACCCCAUGACUGACGUCUUCCUCAUCUGCUUCUCUGUGGUAAAUCCGGCUUCCUUUCAGAAUGUGAAGGAAGAGUGGGUACCAGAACUAAAGGAAUAUGCACCAAAUGUACCCUAUUUGUUAGUUGGAACCCAGAUUGAUCUUCGCGAUGACCCCAAAACUUUAGCAAGGCUGAAUGACAUGAAAGAGAAACCAAUAUCUAUGGACCAGGGACAGAAGUUAGCAAAAGAGAUAGGAGCCUACUGCUAUGUGGAGUGCUCGGCUUUAACCCAGAAAGGACUGAAGACUGUUUUUGAUGAAGCUAUUAUAGCCAUUUUAACUCCAAAGAAACACACAGUGAAAAAAAGAAUAGGCUCGAGAUGCAUUAAUUGCUGCCUGAUCACGUGAGACCCAUUGGAACAAAGGCCACACAUACUGUGAAAUUUCCAAUACUGUGCAACUAUACACUUAAAACAACGAUGACAACACCCUAUCAACAGAUAAUAGAUCAAUUGGGAAGCUGAUUUUAAGAAAUUGGCAUUUGGUAAAAUCCAGAAUGUGUGUGGGGGAAAUCCCAAAUCUGUGAAGGAGCAAGCACCAUCUUAUUACAAAUACUUUAUUCAGGCUGGAAGGAAAGUACAAUCUCUCAGGGGUAACAUAAAUUAGGACAAGCGACAGAUGCAUCAUCAUGUUGCCACGGCAUGCAUGACCAUGCUGUGAGGAGGAGGAGCAAGGCCUGACGAUGCUUUGAAGGUGUUUAGAUAGCCUUUUGCUUUGACCAUGGUCUCUGCGCAAUCACUAUGGAAUCGGCACAACAGCAAAAACGCCUUCUCUCUUUGUGUCAGUUAUCUGCUUUUGUACGUAAGCUGCUUCCUGUUCCAGUAUAUCCACAAAGGUGCAAUAAGGAGACUGGCCACGUAGCCAAAGGUGGCUCCAAGUGAACAGGAAAUGGGCCACACCUGAAGGAAGAGAAUGCCAUGUUAGGAGGAGACCAAGGAGGGUGAAAGAGAAGAGGUUGGCCCCCUGAUGUACUUUUAUGAGCACAAGUUUCCGGUGUAAUCAAAAGAAGGAACCAAAAUGCGGUACAGGAUCCAUUGCAGAGCUUGACUUGCUUUCUCAGAGAAUGCCAAAAGUGUUAAUGGUCAUCCCACAUUUAUUACGCAAACACUAAAUGUUGUACAGUUUUUAAAUUUGUGUGCAUUGAAAUAUAAUUAGGCUUCUGGGUAUUGCAGAUGACACUUGAUAAUUCCCAGAACUACAUGGAGAGUUUUAACUUGCCAGUUUUGGGGCCAGGGCUGCUGAUGUGCUCCUGCUUUGCAAUGAUUUAUUUUUAUGUUAUAACAGUAGAUGGUUAAUACAGACUGUGCUGCUUCCUCCCUACACACCCACACCAAGUCAUGGCAUUCUUUUAUUGCUAAAAGUUGUGACAAAAUGUUUAGCAACAAUGCACAAUUGAAUGAAGCAUACCAAGGAAGACCAUAGACCAGAGGUGGACAAAAGGUAGAACAGGAUCUACUGGUAGAUCUCUGGGUGAUUUCCAGUAGAUCACCAAAGAUUUCUGACUCCCAAGUGUUUAACAAUGGAACAACUCUCCCCUAUCCAAAUUAGGCUGUUGAAAUGAAGAAAGCCUGGGGGGUGGGGGGGGGAAAGCCUCAGAAUAGAUUUUUGUGUGAAAUGACUGUGAUCUCAGGUUUGGCACUGAUAACAAAUUCCUAAACUGAGAUAGACCCUGUUCCUUACUUCUACAUCUACCCCUCUUUCUAAGCCACUCUUUUGCACUCGGCUCUUGCUGCUGGAUGUGGAGGUUCUAGGGAGGGGGGAACCCAAGCAGAUCCUGCAAGCCUGGAGUUUCUCCACCCCUGCCAUAAACUACAAGGAAGUAAGGUUGGGCUGAUGGCACAGUAUCAUACUCUAAUAGUUGGGAGAGGUACCACAUCACCUACCUCUUCAGCUGCCAGCAGCAAGGAAGUCUGUGUGAAAAACUAGGUUCUGCCACCCUGCCCGGAAGCAUAUUGUAUGUCUGACAUCUCUUGAGCUUUCACCCCACCUCACCUGUGCUUUUCUUUACUAAAAAGGCUGCAAGUGCCUGAAAGAUGGUGAGUGUGCCCACCCCCAAAAUUAGGUAGGCAGCAAAAAGAGAAAGCAACUUCAAGGAGGUCAGAAGCACAAACCACACACACUGAAUUCAGGUCUUGAAAAUAGAACAUAGGAACUGUCUGUGAUGAAUCAGACGGGCCCAUUCUAAUCCCAGUGUUCUGCUGCCUCUAACACUGGCCAACAAGAUGCUACUGGGAAGCUGGCAAGCAGAAAUAGCCACUUAUGUGCAAAACCUAAGGCUGUUGCCCUGUGAUGAUUCAAGUGACAGCAGGUACCAUUUAGAAUAUGCAUUCCCUCCAGUGUGAGAGGAGGAUGCCUCUUCUAAGAUUUUGUCUGCUACGUGCAGUUUUUUAUAACAACUUAGGUAAAAAUUAAUUAUCAUGAAAAAACAACCAACAAGUUGCCAAACAAAGCAGGGUUUUUUUAAAAAAAAAACUGAUCUAAUCCACUAAAUGUUGCUACCCCAAUAAAAACGGAUGCAUGUGAAGUCUUAACUGACUUCAGUCUCAUGGAUAUCACUUGGUUUACUCUAAGCAUCAACUCUUGAGCCAACCCAAAGUAAAUAUAAAAUCUAAACAUUUGGAUGAACAUCUAAAAACACUAAAGUCAACUAACCAUGCUCAAAUUUUGACUUCCUUGAGGAUCAAAUUAAUCAAAGAUUUAAAUAUAUGCACAAAUGCCGAGAAGUACAAUUGAAAUGACAUGAAAUAAAACUCAACUCAUGCAACAUCCCCAUUCAUUUUAACUCUUUUUUGUUUGUAAUUCCUAGCAAAGUGGCUCUUAACCUGCAUUUGCAAACUGUAGUGGCACACUGUUUCAUUGUGUUUCUUGGCAGUUCUCCACAGCCACAAGAACUACAAGCUUGCUAUUUAAAAAUUAAAGAUUCCUAAGAUAAUGAAUUCUAUGCCAGCUAACCAAAUCUGCACCUAGCACACAGCUCCUGCAAACAUAUGGAAUGCAAAUAAUCCUGGGUGCAAGACUAAUGUAUGCUGUACCCAAGCAUCACAGGAAUAAUUGUAUGUGGUAAGCAGCAGUCUCCCAAUCUUGCAUCUCCCAAUCUUACACUGAGAUUGCUGUAUUGCUGUAUGUAUGGCAUUGCUGUGUGCAUUGAUGAUAAACUGAUGCUAAAUGCUGAUACUGUACAGUCAUCCACGCUUGUUCUAUGAUAUUAAAGCCCUAUGCAGAUAUUCUCAACAAUUGCACUGUCUUGCCCCCCCCCGACCUUCAUGUGCUGGGAGUCACAUUUGAAUAGGGGCCUUUGCAUGUAGAGCUGAACGGGCAUAGGUAGGAUCUGUGCACCUCAUACUUCUCAGAAGCGUGUGUGUUUAUAUGGUGACCUUACAGAGAUCUUCAUGUGUUGGGCUGUGUUGUGUAUAUAUCAGGCACUGCCCAAGUGGGCAUGCCAGGAAUAUGAAGCAGGAUGAUGCCCAUAGAGUUCCUUAGAUGGGCAAUGAGCAAUUAUUCUAAGUAAACAAAUAGAGAAUGCUCUUGGUACCAAUAAUUCAUUCUGAUAUUGACCUCAAUAGUUGGGCAAAACCUAAGAUCUAUUUUCAACAGGUGAGAAUGUAAGAAGAAAAGGAGUGACCCCAGUUCUGAAACAUGCUGGCUCCAGGUCAUCACAACAUAAACGGCCAACUUUUGUUAACUUAAAGCUGCAACUUGUCUAAGGGUCAGGGAGUGAAAGUAGUGUUGUGCUGCAGCCUCUGCUUUUUGUGUCUGCUCUGGGUACAGGCCAUCUUCACUGUGCUUUCUACUAUUCUGAGAUACAUGUAUGUUAUAUCUUACAAAUUUUACAAUACAAUUUUACUGUAUUUCAUUAAUUUUACAAUAGGCACAAUUGUUUUUAUCUCCCCCCCUUUGCUCUGCCCCCCCCGACUGUCAUCUUGUGGACAACAAGCAAAAUGUAACCUAGGCAUGUGAGAAACUUGUCUCUCAUUCUUUAGCUUUUAGCUCCUGUACCAGGUUUGCAAUGCACAAACUCCAGCACUAACUAUUUGAGGCAAGAGGGCAGGAAAGACAGCUGGCUUCCACUUCUGCAAUUUCUUCUUUUAGCCGUUACUCUUUUCAUCACACCCCUCGUGGCACAUUAAUCCAGCUUUUUCUUUUUGCUAUCUGGAAUUUAUGAUGAUUCAGUCUUCCUGCACUUAAGUAUCACAUUCCUAAAUGUUAUAUAGCAUGAUUUGGAGGUCUUUAGGAGUGUAGCAAAGAUGAUGGGAAUCAUCUUUUCAUGACGUGCCUUAGGUACUCUUAAUUGACCUUGCUUCAGUCUUCUAUUCGCUGCUUCAGAAGAAGCUCAUGGGUUCUCUCAAUUACUGUUGCUUUUUAAACCAAAGAUUUGCUUGUUCCCAUUUGUUGACACAGUGCCGCAUAUCUUCUGCAAAAUGUUGAGAGACUUACACAUAAGACAAUGUAUAUUCAAUGCUAGUAUACUGUGUUCUGUGGCCCAAUGAAGGCUGUAUCUCCACUGGACAUUUUCAUUCAAAAUAAAACUCAGAUUCAUCAGGAAUUGACCAGUCUUUAGAAGAUAAUAAAAAUGUUCUGGUCAGUGA